This is a messenger RNA of Megalops cyprinoides (Indo-Pacific tarpon), 4549 nucleotides long. RefSeq names its product chromosome 13 C15orf39 homolog (gene prmt2ip). The record is from RefSeq and is a predicted model, not a curated record. The transcript has 2 exons. Bases 392 to 4507 code for a protein of 1371 amino acids. Lineage: Eukaryota; Metazoa; Chordata; Actinopteri; Elopiformes; Megalopidae.
AGUGCCUCUCAGAGCAUGAACCUGACAAAACAAGUGUAAAGCCUCCACUGAGCAUUUGUUAUAAGACUUUGAAACAGAGUAAACAGUUUAAAGGUUCAAAAUAGACCAGAACAGAAUAAUGCAAUCCGAGCAAGAGAAUCACAGUGUGAGAAAACACUGUGCACAUACUAGACAGAGGAAAAACAAAGAACACAGAGAAAGUAAGUAAAUAACAGCAGAGGCAAACUGCACUGUAAUGAGACCCAUUAAUACUGACAGAAUAAGAAUAAUGCAUAUAAGCAGGUAUAAGAAGUUCAUUUGCUGCACAAUAGAAAAUAUUGGCGCCUUUAUGUGAGUGCUACUAAUAUCGUCUUUUGUGUAUUUGUGUUACAGGCUUGUCUUGAUCUGAUUGAUGGUGACAAAACAGGAAAUAAUGAGCAGCAAGCAGACCCAGGGGCUUGAAAGUCAGGCAGCUCCUUGCAAGAUGCCAUACCUGGAGAGGACUGUGGGUAACGUAGCUCAUGCCAGGCUCCAUUACCCAGAUGGCUUGCCCAAGUACUCUUCAGGAGAACCUGUAAGCUACCGAGGGGCCUUCCUCUCUUAUUGUCUUAGUGGUAAAGGCAGAACACAUCCCUGGAGUCCCUCAAACAGCUGUCUGCAGACCAGCAGGGGUCCUGUAAUUUGCUCCACAAAUGCAAAGAGCCCGUUUACACAGCAGAUUCUCUGCAGACAAGGGAAGCCAGCUUUCUCAGUGGAGGGUGGACCAUCCCUUACAGCGCAAGAAGCCACAGUCACUCAGAAGCUCGGGAAUUGUGACGAGAGUCCAGGACGAGGCAGCGCUGGUAGACCAGGGGUCCAUGCUCCAGUGGCUGUGAGAAAACUGGGUAUCGGUGGCACGGGUGUUUCGUCAGAAGGCGCUGCACGUUUAGCCAUCCCCAAACCCGUUUAUGGGGUCAGGCAAUGCUACGCACCAGGGUCCUGCUACAGCACGGAGCUGGGGCUAUCUGGGACACAUCUGAGCACGUGCAAGGAUGAGUGGAUGCUCCGGUACGGGUCUGUAUCACUCCUGCAGACUCCAGGGUCAGACUCUGCAGUGAGACAGAGUGGCCCGCAGCUGGGGCAGGCUGGUGGUAAAUGCGCCCUUAAAGAGCUGAGUCUAGAGGGGCAGCACACCCUGGGACCACCCGGGCCCCGAAUGUUUCCUGUUUUGGCAGAACAAAACUACCACAGGGUCCCAAACGGCAGGCCCGCUCAGUCAUUUUUAAGCCCCCCCUCCAAGCAGAAUCUGCAUUUACAGUUUCCCUCCAAAACACUCCAAGGACAGCCUCCAUCAUACACCUAUGAAGAGAUGCAGAGGAUGGCUCUCUCACUGUCAGGGUUUCACCCUAGAAUUCACUUCCCCCCUGUAUCCCAGUGUGCACCUCUACCUCAGCGCCCCACAUUCCACUACCCCAUUAGAAAUGUGGGAAUGGAGAACAUCGAAGUGAACAAAGACAAAGGCGGGAAGCGCUUUCCCACUGCAAACAAUCAGAGCUCCCAGAAUCCUCUGGGACAGCACCCCAUGGAUCAGGCCAGUUUUAGUGAAGCUGCGAUCCCUCGUCCUGCAGCUCCAGAAGCUUAUCCCUUUCAUACAAGCUAUGACCUAUCACCUUGCCAUAUGUACAAGGUGGACCAGAGCAUUGGGAAAAAGAGGACUUUUUCAGAGGGACCGGGCAGUUCUCUUUUGGUCCAGAGUGCUGACCAGUUUGUGGAUCAGUGCAUGCAGAGACUGCAGGACCCGUCUCUUCCCCGGGAGAUCUGUGGCCGCCCUCGCAGUCCGGGUGCAUUCCACCCCGUCCGGCCUUGUUUCACUUACAAGGGUUUACAUCACAUGCCUGUCGAACAUCAGCCUUUCAAAAUGCUCCCAGAUCUCAGAUCUGGAGAUAACCUUGCCACUGACAAAGAGGCCGCUCCUUGCUGCAUCGCUGACCCCCCUCUGGGAGGGGCUGGUCCCUACAUGAGGCAACGUGUUGCGAAACGCAUCUCUGCAUUACACGCAAAAGCACUUGCCAACAAAAAACAGGACAUCCACAGCUCCCAAGACUUGAACGCUCACAAAUCGCCUGCCCAAAGGCAAGUGGAGGACAGCGCUGACUUGCAUGAAGUUUCCAACAAAAAAGAAGGUGAGAAGGAAUCGAACCAGGAGCCACCAGAAAGGCAGGAGCCUCCCUCUCCUCCCAUGCCUGUUAUCAACAACGUUUUUAGCUUGGCUCCUUACAAAGCCUACCUUGAGAUGUCAGGAAUUCUACCUCUACAAAACGUGUCUCAAACUGGUGAGCUCAAGACUGAGCCAGACUCACACAGCCAUGAGAGAGACUCAGAACAUAACUCAGAUGAGAGCACACAUGGGUUGAAGCUGUCGCUACCGUUUCAUGAGAAGGAUUCAGUCAUAGUCCAGGAACCUCAGGGAGUGAAAAGGGAGGAAACGGCACUGCAGUUCUCAAGCUGUUCAGUGAAGUCGGUUGAGAGUGAAACCGAAUGGCAGCAUCAAGGCCUUGGAGAGACAGAAGUGAAGACGGAAGACGGUGAUGUGGUGAAGAGCUCCUCUGAGGGUGCGCUGGACCUCAGCGUGAAAAAGAAGGAUUUCGGCGAGUCCCCUCGUGAGGCCCAGCCAUCACCACGCAGCCACAGCGCAUACAGCCUUGUCAGACGAGGCGAGGUCAGUGUCCACACCCCACACUGCUUCAAAAAGCAAACUGUACUUUCACCAACGCUACCACCACCGCCGCCACCACCACAUCCAGAGACACCCCAGAUAAUUUGCCUGCAACAGCUGUCACCUGAGCACCUUCAACCUUCUGCUAACAGGAUCCAUCUGGUGGGCCCUUUCUGGUCUGCCCUUCCCAGCACCCAAACAGCCCCCUCCAGGCCUGAAGAGGCCAAGCCUAGUACGGACUCUUUGAGACAGGCUCGCCACCGGUUCAUGGAGUUGCACCAGCUGCUCUCUAGUCUCAUCUCCAGGUCUGUCGACAGCACACCGGAGCAGGAUCUGAGAGACUGGCUGGCAAAAUCAAAGGAGCGUGACUCCGCCUCCCCCGCCGCGAAGACACAGGACGUCCCAAGGGAGGCGUGGCUGAAGAGCGAGGACACAGCGGCGGCGCUGGGGAGGGUUGUCAACAGACUAGAGUGCUGUGUGUCUGCCCAGGACUGGCCGUUCCCACACGUCCUGCGAGCAGGGGCUGUCUUCGUCCCCAUCCUGCUGGUGAAGGAGACCCUGUUCCCCCAGGUCCCCGGCCCCCUCAUCGACCGGGUCCUGCAGGAGCAUCGUGUCGAGCUGCGCCCCGCCACGCUGUCUGAGGAGAGGCACCUGGUGCAGCUCCAGAGAAGGGCCUGCUCCUCCAAGCUCAGGAAGCUCCUGUCCCUCAAACACCUGCCAGACAUUUACCCCGACGUGCUCGGCCUCUUCUACCGUACCUGUGUCAGCAAGCGCCUCGGUGUAGAGCUUGACAUCCCUCUGAAAAGGGUGGAAAAUGCCACUGAAGGUUCCAACAGCAAGACACAUUCACAGAGUGCUGCUACGAGGCCAUGCCUUCCCGAUCCCCCUGAACCCACUAAGGACCCAAAAACGCAACCUCCGUUUAAGAAGCAGAGGAGGAGAGGGAAGAAGAAGAGAGACUUGAAGAGAAUGUUUUCAGCCACAGAGGAAGUGCCCGGGGAUGACUGCCUGGGGAACGCUGAGAAAUCGGGAAACUGGAGCACUGUGAGCUCUUUGGGUCAGAAAACAGAAAGGACCCAAAGUUCCCACACGCCAGAGGAGGAUGAUGAGGAGGAGGAGGAGGAGGACUCAAUGAAGGUCCCCCAGGAGGGGGCGGAGGAGCCUGAGAAUACCUGUGGGGGGUCGGUGACAUCGCGUGACCUCUCCUCAGGCAACAGCAAGGCAGAGACGGACAAUGCCUCCACAGCAUCAAACCUGAGCCAGUCCCUGGCCACCAACAGGCCCCAGUCCACUCCCAGCAGCUCCUGUGGGCGCAUCCUGAAAGUGCCAAAGGUGCUUAAUCCAGCCCCCACUAUGAGAAACGCCUGUCCCCAGCCAGGCACAUGCCCCGAGAGACAGCCAGGUGGCAGAGGUAUCUCUGGGAAGAUGCGUCUCAGAAGCACCCAGAGGAGACGCGGAGGGAUAGGCUUCUCCAGGGCCCUGCGGCCUAGUGGCUCCCCCAGGCUACUGCACCUGCGCAGGUCUGCGAUGCAGACGAAGCAGUGGCCCGGCAGGCGGAGCAUCAGGUGGGCCCUGCGGUCAGCCGCGCGGACCUCCGGGACAGCGUGGAGGAACGGCUACCCAGAGCUGGUGGGCAAGACCAUCCGUCACCUCUAUGAGGAGAAAGACAAGUCGGAGGUGUGGUACAGGGGCGUGGUGGUGCGUGUGCACGAGCCACACUCUGACCCACUGAAGACUGUGUUUGAAGUCAAAUAUGACAACGAACCAGAGUGGCAGUAUUACUUAGAGCUGCUGGUGGACUACAAGAAAGGCUGGCUCACAGUAGAGGACUGAGGAUUCAUAAAAGGACAGUGGGACUGAAUGUGUGUGUGUGUG